Messenger RNA from Cladophialophora immunda, 459 nucleotides. RefSeq lists its product as uncharacterized. The record is from RefSeq and is a predicted model, not a curated record. NCBI's taxonomy places the organism in Eukaryota, Fungi, Ascomycota, Eurotiomycetes, Chaetothyriales, Herpotrichiellaceae. The transcript is spliced from 2 exons. Bases 1 to 459 code for a protein of 152 amino acids.
AUGCUAUCUGUUAAACUGGAUAUCGCUCUCAAGCUCAGAGUCAACCCAGAUCAGUUCCGCGGCUCUUGUCCUACAUAUUUCCCCAUGGAGCAACACUCAGAGAUGAGCUUCGAAAUCCGCGCUUUACUACAGCAUGAUCUUGACAAGGACGCUGAGUUCCUGACGACGGUGUUGAUUGACAUCCGGAGGAUCAUACAAGAGCGUGAAGGUCUCGCUACUAGGAUUCCCCUUUGCAUCAAAGAAAAAGGAGAGAAAGACAAGAAUCAGCUCAAUCAGCUGUUCUCAUAUAAAGGACCUGACAAAGAAACUUUGAGAAUUCUGAACUGCUACGAAGGUCUCUGGACGCAAGACCCAAAACAAUUUUGGAACACACCCCUGCUGUCCAGCUCGGGCAGACUUACCAGCGCACAAGCUCAGAUUGCCAGGUACUACCUCCAUGGUCAAGACGUCGACGCUUAG